Molecule: messenger RNA, 795 nt
Organism: Sclerotinia borealis F-4128
Lineage: Eukaryota; Fungi; Ascomycota; Leotiomycetes; Helotiales; Sclerotiniaceae
Source: the annotation of a GenBank genome assembly
AUGUCUGCUAAUAACACACCUACAAAGGGAUUGGGUGGCCGCAAGCUCAAAUCCUGGGAAUUAGCUGCACAAAACCCAGUCGAUAUCCACCAGAACAUGAAUGAUUUCCUCAAGCACAUCGAACACGAACCCAUUGGCCCAGGUCUCGCAGCAAUCGCCAAACAGCUAACCUCGAUGUACGAGUCCAACGACAACGAUGCUCGACAAUUUACCCACGAUCUACAGAGAAGAUUUCAGAAGGAGUGUGAUGGAUAUGAGACCGACACUUCCAAGUUUAUUGGGGAUCUAGCCUUGGGCUUGCAGACGCGCAUUCAGAGUCUGGAGAAGGGAAAGCCGAUUCCGGAGGAUUGGCCUCAGCAGAUGGAGGAUUGGCAUAACAAACAAUUUUCCACCUUCCAAAUCAAGCUCAAGCAGAAGAAACAAAAGGUCACUGCUGUGCUAGGAGCCAAGGACACCGAGGCAGAAAAAAAUCGAAAAUCGGUGUUUGUGGACCAGGAAAGAACUCUCUUGGCGCUAUUCUGGGAUAUCAAGAAGUCCAUCGACUCCAAGGAACGCACAAUCGACGAAGUUACCAGCGCAUUGGCGCUUCAAACCCCUACAAAAGCCACUCCUUCGAGUAGUUUUUCCUCGGCUCCUCGUACUAUGUUGCCAUCUACGCCUACGAGAUCGACGUCUACGCCUAGUGGACAGAUACCUGCAGGCCCAUUGCGUACGCCGUCUAACAAACGCCAGAGGACGAUGGAUCAUUAUGAUAUGACAGCCUCGUCUGAUUCGGCUGAUUCGCCUGAGAAUUAG